AUGAUCCCAAUUGAACCAAGACCGACUUUGGCCGGACGAAAUGCCGUGGUGACUGGAGGUGCAUCGGGCAUCGGAGAAGCAUGCGCAAGAAAGUUGUUCUCAUUGGGAUGCACUGUAGUCAUUUCGGAUGUCAAUGUUGAAAGAGGGCACGCUGUUGUGCAAGAACUUAUGGGUAGCACUGAAGAAGGAAGCUCAAGUAAAGCCAUUUUCAUAGAGACGGAUAUGUCACAAGGAGAAGAAACCAAGCAAUUCGCGCAGACGGUCUUGAAGACGUUAGGCACUGUCCAUAUUUUGGUCAAUUGCGCAGGUAUUCAGACUGUAUCACCAAUCGAAAGCUUCCCUGAAGAGAGAUUCAGGCUUAUGAAUGAGCUUAUGCUGGUGGCUCCAUUUUUGCUCACUCAAGCUUUCUUGCCAUCCAUGUACGAAGCCAAGUGGGGUCGCAUUGUCAACAUAGGCUCCAUCCAUUCCCUUGUUGCUUCUCCUGCAAAGGUUGCAUAUGUCAUGUUCAAACAUGCUCUUGUCGGUCUGACUAAAUCAACGGCAGUCGAAGGCGGUCCACAUGGCGUUACGGCAAACUGUAUCUGCCCAUCCUACGUAAGAACACCGUUGGUUGAAAAGCAAAUUGCUGAUCAAGCCAUCAUUCGAGGCAUACCAGAAAGCGAAGUCAUCGAGAAGGUCAUGCUGCCUUCCAACUGUGUUAUUCGUCGACUCCUAGAGCCAAACGAAGUAGCGGAGCUUUGCGCCUUUCUUUGCUCGGAUGCUGCUCAGUGUAUUACCGGUAGUGAACAGAAGAUCGAUUGUGGUUGGACAUCCCAGUGA
Messenger RNA from Umbelopsis ramanniana AG, 819 nucleotides. RefSeq lists its product as uncharacterized. Bases 1 to 819 code for a protein of 272 amino acids. The record is from RefSeq and is a predicted model, not a curated record. The transcript is spliced from 3 exons. Lineage: Eukaryota; Fungi; Mucoromycota; Umbelopsidomycetes; Umbelopsidales; Umbelopsidaceae.